UAGAAAACAAGUCAUCCCUGCCUACCAACCGCUACACCCCACUCCAUCCAUCCCAAACCAAUUUUCUACCCAAAACAAAAGGCUACCCAUCUCACAACAAUCCUCUACUCUACUGAUUGGCUCGACAGUGGCUAUGAUUGUUUGAUUGGGUUCUUCAACACUGUAUUGGGGGUGCGUUGAGGAAGAGUUUUUUUUUUUCUUGAGGUGAGGGGGGAUAUGGGUUUCCAACGAAAUAGAGAGAGGGCAAUGAGAAUUGGAGAUUAAUAGUGGGAUGGGAUUGUCUUAGUUGUGAUUGCUUUGCUCUAUUCGACGGUGGCUAAGGGGCACUGUGUGUGUCGGGACAAAGGGGUAUGCGGAUAUAGUUUUUAACUGGUAUGCAAAGGAGUUGUUUGAUGAAAUGUCUGAGAGAGGGAGAGAAAGUGACUUACAACCAAAGAAACAGAAAGAGGCCAAGGAGAAUUGGAGAUUGGUGGAUGGAUUGUCUUGGUUUUGGGAAAGAAAGAGAAGAGUGGCGAUUGUGGGGAUAAAGGGGUAUGCAGAUAUUCUUGUUAACUGGACUGGUAUGCAAAGGAGUUGUUUGAUGUAAUGUCUGAGAUAGGGACAGAAAGUGAGUUGUCCGGAAUGAUCUGGAUGAUAUUUUUGUCAUUUCAUGUCAGUCCUUAGCAGAGUUAAGUUUUGAAACCCGUGAGGGAAAGUUGGUGUCAUUUUAUCAUGUUAAUGGGUCUGGUGUAAUUUUGGUGAUAGUCACGAGAGGUCGGUAUAAUUUACCAAAUUUGAAAUUACACGGUUCAAGUCUUGAAAAAAUUUCAGGCUAUACUUAGGUUGCUCGGACUAGGUCUAACGGGUACAGGAUAAUAAGGCAAGUUAAGCGCCAAAAUGUACUAUUACAUAAAACUACAAUUCAAAUUCAAUAGUGGGAACAGAAAAUGAACAGCAAGCACAAGCUUCGCGAAGCCGUAGACUUGCUAUACUUUCGUGGCUGUGCAAGUUCUGAAACAUACACUCGUUUUGUUCUCACAUGUGUUCGAUACAAUGACAUUGAACAAGCCAAGAGACUGCAGUAUCACAUGGACCUUCACUUGUAUCGACCCACCAACACGUUCGUCCACAAUCGUCUCCUUCAACUCUAUUCCAAAUCUGGCUUUCUCUCUGAUGCUCAAAAUCUUUUUGACAAAAUGGCCACUAGGGAUAUAUUUUCGUAUAAUGCUAUGCUGUCUGCGUACUCCAAGUUAGGUUUGGUUGAUCAUUUGUGGGUGUUCUUUAAUCGAAUGCCUUAUUGUGAUUCAGUUUCUUAUAAUACAGUGAUUGCAGGCUUGGCUGCAAGUGGGUGUUCGAGCAAGGCUUUGGAGGUUUUUAUUAGAAUGCAAAAGGAUGGAUUUGAGCCCAAUGAAUACACCCAUGUGAGUGCAUUGAAUGCAUGUUCCCGCAUGUUGGAUUUGAAGCAUGGGAAACAAAUUCACGGGAGAAUUGUUGCUUCUAAUUUGGAACAGAAUGUUUAUGUUUGGAAUGCUUUGACUGAUAUUUAUGCAAAGUGUGGUGAGAUUCAUGAGGCAAGGUGGUUGUUUGACCAGAUGGUUGACAAGAAUGUGGUUUCUUGGAAUUCAAUAAUUUCAGGUUAUUUGAAAAAUGGGCAGCCUGAGAAAUGCAUUGAUUUGUUCCAUGAAAUGCAGCUUUCAGGUUUAAAGCCAGAUGAGGUCACUGUUUCAAAUGUUCUCAGUGCUUUCUUUCAAAGUGGAUACAUAGAUGAAGCGCAAAAAACUUUUAGUGAGCUCAAGAAGAAGGAUAAGAUUUGUUGGACCACAAUGAUAGUGGGUUAUGUACAAAGUGGAAAAGAAGAGGAUGCUUUGAGGUUAUUUGGUCAGAUGCUGCAAGAAAAUGUCAAACCAGACAGUUUUACCAUCUCAAGUGUGGCUAGUUCUUGUGCCCGACUAGCCUCUUUGUGUCAUGGUCAGGUGAUUCAUGGAAAAGCAGUACAUAUGGGAGCAGAUGGUGAUUUGCUUGUUUCAAGUGCCCUUGUCGACAUGUAUUCUAAAUGUGGAGAAACUAAAGAUGCUUGGGCUGUUUUUAGUAUGAUGCCUAUAAAGAAUGUCAUUUCUUGGAAUUCCAUUGUAGUCGGUUAUGCACAAAACGGAAAAGAUCUAGAUGCUCUGGCCCUCUAUGAGAAAAUGCUGCAAGAGAACUUAAAACCAGAUAAUGUUACUUUUGUGGGAGUUCUGUCUGCUUGUGUCCAUGCUGGUUUGAUUGAAAGGGGACAAGAUUACUUCAAUUCCAUAAGCGAGUUGCAUGGAAUGACACCAACUUUGGAUCAUUAUGCGUGUAUGAUCAAUCUCCUUGGUCGUUCAGGUCACAUGGAUAAAGCAAUAGAUCUAAUAAAGUAUAUGCCACAUGAGCCAAAUAGUCUAAUUUGGUCUAAUCUUUUGUUUGUUUGUACAAUUAACGGUAACGUUGAACACGGAGAGAUGGCAGUGAGGCGACUCUUUGAAUUGGAUCCACUAAAUGCGGGACCGUACAUCGUGCUGUCCAACGUGUACGCUGCAAGGGGAAGAUGGAAAGAUGUGGCAUCCAUGAGAACUCUUAUGAAGAACCAGAACGUUAAAAAGUUUGCUGCUUAUAGUUGGAUUGAGAUUGAUGGUGAGAUCUAUAAGUUUGUAUCAGAAGAUAGAAGUCAUGCUGAAUCAGAAAAGAUUUAUCAAGAAUUGAACAGAUUGAUAAGAAAGCUACAGGAUUCUGGAUUUACUCCCCAAACAAAUUUGGUGUUACAUGAUGUGAAUGAGGAUGAGAAAUUGAAAUCCAUCUGUUACCAUAGCGAGAAACUUGCUCUUGCAUUUGGGUUGAUAAGAAAGCCUCAUGGAGGGGCACCUAUCAGGAUUAUAAAGAACAUCCGAGUUUGUGCUGACUGUCAUGAGUUUAUGAAGUUUGUAUCCAAGAUUAAUGGACGACCUAUCAUCUUGAGAGAUUCAAACAGGUUCCAUCAUUUUUUUGGUGGACAGUGCUCUUGCAGUGACCUCUGGUGAUGACGUCCUGUGAAGACUUUGGAAUUUUUAUGAGCUUAAAAAUGAGAUAGAUCUCAAGGAGUAGGAAGAGCUUUCUUUCUGGAGAACAAAUCAAACGACAAAGAAACGCCACUACCCUAAAUACCGAAGUAUAGUUUAAACUGUAUUCUGAAAUGGUAAAUAGUUAUAAAUUCUUGUUUCUUGGUUUUGCUGCUUGUGUAUAUCUCGUUCCUUCGACAGAGUAACAACUGAAUGGAGAUUAUGAUCACCAUCACACAGCUGCCUCAGAGUAAAGAGCAGUUGAUAUCAGAGCUCUUAAUGGGUGCAAGAACAUGAAAUAUCAUAAAAUGAUAUCACGGUAAGAUCUUUGGACAACUUUUUUUAAAAUUUAUUUUUGUUUUCUAACGAGGAUAUUUGAGGCUUUGUCCCAACUAGUCCCCAAGAUAAAAGCAGUCCUCCCAUCCUACACAUACCUGGGUAUUUACCAGGCACGAGCCCUAGGAGUAGCCCCAAGGGGAUCAAGAGAUAUUUGGAGGAUUGAUUCUCAUAUUGAGGGUUGUACUCUUUGCUGUACAUCUUGAACAAUGUUUCUUUUCUGACAGAACCAGUUAGAGACCAUUUAGCUGUUGGUUCAAUCAAUGAUUAUGCUCAUUGGUUGCUAGUUGCCACUAAUAAUGAAUCAAUGUCUGUUGGAUUCUGUUUCUUUUCAGCCACGGUGCAUGGUCUAAUGUAGUCUCAGUUAUUUCCAAAAUACACUGUUUAGUUU
Molecule: messenger RNA, 3759 nt
Organism: Camellia sinensis
Lineage: Eukaryota; Viridiplantae; Streptophyta; Magnoliopsida; Ericales; Theaceae
Product: pentatricopeptide repeat-containing protein At2g22070
Biological process (GO): RNA modification
Molecular function (GO): protein binding; zinc ion binding; RNA binding
Source: RefSeq, a predicted model, not a curated record